Molecule: messenger RNA, 1745 nt
Organism: Pollicipes pollicipes
Lineage: Eukaryota; Metazoa; Arthropoda; Thecostraca; Pollicipedomorpha; Pollicipedidae
Product: janus kinase and microtubule-interacting protein 1
Exons: 14
Coding region: 114-1745 (543 amino acids)
Molecular function (GO): microtubule binding; kinase binding
Source: RefSeq, a predicted model, not a curated record
GGCCAGCGGCAGGUCCGUGACGAGAGCGCCCGUCUUACAGCCCAGCUGCUGCGCCGACGGCGACGCAGCGACGCAACGACAACGACGGACGGCCGAUCGACCUCCGACCGACGAUGAGCAGCGCGACGUGUGAGCCGCCGGUGACCCGGCGACCUCUGAAGGCCCGCGGGCCCGACAAGGGCUCCGCAGAGGCCUCCGCUCUGGAGCGCGAACGAUGGAUGCGACGCAUCCAGAAAGUGAAAGAGAGGAACCAAGCCGAGCACGAGAGAGCGCUGCGAGAGCAGAGGGAUCAGCUAGCUCGAGCACAUGAUGCGCAGCUGCGGCGCAUGCGCCGUGACCAUGACGACGAGCUGCGCCGAGUCCGCCUUGAGGCCAGAACGCACGAGGACCAGCUGCGGGUGCAGCUGUCGGAGGUUCAGAAGCUGACCUCCCACUCUGACCUCGGCCGACUGACCUCGGAGGUCACUCAGCUGCGAGAGGAGAAGCGACAGCUGGAGCAGCAGCUGCAGUCCGUCGUUGAGAGCGAUCGCAGAAAGGCCGACCUGGUUCGACAGACUCACGACAAAUACGAAAACGAACUACGAAAAAACGAAAAACAAACCAAGACCGAGACACGCUUACUGAUGGAUGAGCUGAAGACGAAGGAUGCUACCAUGGCCUCUUUAAAAAAGGACUUCGACAUCCUGAGGUCUCGAAACGAUGCUGGCGUCAGUCCAGGGUACACUGAGCAACAAGUUCAGACGCUGAAGACCGAGGCGUCGCAGCGUGAGGCCCGACUUCGCCUGCAAGUGGAGGAGUUAGAAGCGGCGGUCAAGGCGCUGCUUCAGUCGCAGUCGCGGGAGCGCCGCCUGCUGGAGAGGAAGAUCAAGAAGAUGGAGUGUGAACAGAAGCCGUCGCGACUUCGUGCCAAGAGGACUGCAGCGCGCCUGCACCACCUCCAGGAAAGGAGCGUCAAAGUGGAACAGAAACCGCACAUUCCGGGAGAAAACAAGCCUCAGUUGCAGAAGCCGCCAGCUCGAGCCAGUGCCGCUCUGAAGCGUCGCAAGGCUGCGCCUCCCUUGUCGGACUCGGCCGAGGUGACGCAGCUGAAACGCAAGGUGGACGAGCUGCAGAAAUGCAUCGCGCAGCUGCGGGAGACGACACAGGUCGGCACGGCGCGGCCAGGACACCCGGCAGCCACCAGACCACACCGGCUGCUGCAGGGCAAGAUGAGUGGCCUGCCGACAUUGAGGGAGGGCGAGCGCUACGACUCGCUGGAGGACCCCGUCACCGCCGUCACCGAGCAUGGCUCGGACGUCUCUGACAUCAAGCCGUCGGACCUGGCCGAGCUGAGCCGGCAGGAGCUGAGCAGCCUGAGCUCGAGGCACGAGAUGGUGACGGACAGGCAGACGGCGACGCCCUCGCUGGUGCGUGACCUGGAGGCGGCGCUGGCCAGCAAGGGCGUCGACCCGUCGUCGCUGCAGGAGAAGAGCCUCCUGACGGCGCAGAACCUGUGCCUGACCCAGCAGCUGCGCCGGAGCCGGGCGCGCGAGCUCAGGGCUGAGAACGAACUGCAGGAGCUGCGCGACGCCAACGAGCUCAUGGAGUUUCGAAUCCUGGAGCUGGAGGGCUGCCAAGAGAAGCCCAGCGAUCCGGUGGCGACGGCCGCGACGCCCGCGCUGUCCCGGUUAGAGACGGCGCCAUCAGCAGACACCGACGCCGACGACAGCCAGGUGGGUCAGCUCAGCUGCUGUCUCAGCUGCUAG